Molecule: messenger RNA, 1812 nt
Organism: Maudiozyma barnettii
Lineage: Eukaryota; Fungi; Ascomycota; Saccharomycetes; Saccharomycetales; Saccharomycetaceae
Product: amino acid permease
Exons: 1
Coding region: 1-1812 (603 amino acids)
Biological process (GO): amino acid transmembrane transport
Cellular component (GO): membrane
Molecular function (GO): amino acid transmembrane transporter activity
Source: RefSeq, a predicted model, not a curated record
AUGGGCAGGUUUAGAAAUCUAAUAAGGUCCAAGAAAGAAGUGGAUUCAGAUGAAGAUAUUUCUUCAAUUCAAGAUACUGGAUCCCCAAAAAUUGAAUAUUCUAACGAUAAAAUUGAAAUACUACAAACAGAAUCUGCUAUCACUGAUCCUCAUGAUAUGAAAUCUUUAAAGAAAAAACAAUAUCAAUCUAAUGGAUUCGAUAUUCAUUCUAUUAGUGAUUCUUUAGCCCAUAGAGGUACCAAUAUCGAUGAAGACGAUACGGAAGAAGCUGAAGUACAUGAUACUCAAGUUAAACGUGCCUUGAAAGAACGUCAUACGAGUAUGAUUGCUCUUGGUGGUACUAUUGGUACUGGUUUAUUCGUCGGUAUCGCUACACCUUUGGCAUCUUCAGGUCCAGUAGGUUCAUUGAUUGCUUAUAUUUUUAUGGGUUCUAUCAUUUAUUUUGUUACACAAUCUCUAGGUGAAAUGGCGACUUUUAUCCCUGUUACUUCCUCGAUUACUGUAUUCUCAAAAAGAUUCUUAUCACCUGCAUUUGGUGUUGCAAACGGUUAUAUGUAUUGGUUUAAUUGGGCUAUUACUUACGCUGUAGAAGUCUCUGUUAUAGGUCAAGUUAUUGAAUAUUGGACUACUACAGUACCUUUGGGUGUAUGGAUUGCUAUCUUUUGGGUUCUAAUCACUUUAAUGAAUUUCUUCCCUGUGAGAGUUUAUGGUGAAAUUGAAUUUUGGGUGGCUGCUGUUAAAGUUGUUGCCAUUGUCGGUUAUUUAAUUUAUGCUUUAAUUAUUGUCUGUGGUGGUUCUCAUCAAGGUCCAAUUGGGUUCCGUUAUUGGAGAAAUCCAGGUCCUUGGGGUCCAGGUAUCAUUUCAGAUGAUAAAAAUGAAGCUAGAUUCCUUGGUUGGGUUGCAUCCCUAAUUAAUGCUGCUUUCACUUAUCAAGGUACUGAAUUGGUCGGUAUUACCGCUGGUGAAGCUGCUAAUCCAAGAAAGGCUGUGCCUCGUGCUAUCAACAAAGUCGUGUUUAGAAUUGUCUUAUUUUAUAUUAUGUCCUUAUUCUUCAUUGGUUUAUUGGUUCCAUACAACGAUCCACGUCUUGCUUCAGAUACUGCUGUUAUUGCCUCUUCCCCAUUCGUUAUCUCUAUCACUAACGCUGGUACAAGAGCUUUACCACAUAUUUUCAACGCUAUUGUUUUGAUCACCGUCAUGUCUGCCGCUAAUUCCAAUGUCUACGUUGGGUCUCGUGUCCUAUACGCCUUGGCUCAAACGGGUAAUGCCCCAAAGGUUUACUCUUACGUCACACGUUAUGGUGUUCCAUAUAUGGGUGUCUUAACCACUGCCGCUUUAGGUCUAUUAGCCUUCUUGGUCGUUAAUAACAAUGCUAACGUUGCCUUCAACUGGUUGGUUAACAUUUCCACAUUGGCUGGGUUAUGUGCUUGGGUAUUCAUCUCUUUAUCUCAUAUCAGAUUCAUGGCUGCAUUGAGGUACCGUGGUAUCUCUAGAGAUGAUUUGCCAUUCAAAGCUAAAUUCAUGCCUUGGGGUGCAUAUUACGCUACUUUCUUUGUCACUGUCAUUAUUUUCAUUCAAGGUUUCCAAGCCUUCUCACCAACAUUCAAAGUUGCUGAUUUCUUUACCUCAUAUAUCUCGUUGAUUAUUUUAGUUGUAUUGUUUUCAGGUUGUCAACUAUACUAUAGGUGUAGAUUCUUCUGGAAGGUUGAAGAUAUCGAUAUCGACACCGACAGAAGAGAAAUUGAAGCCAUUGUCUGGGAAGACGAUGAACCAAAGACUGCUUGGGACAAGUUUUGGGCAGCAGUCGCAUAA